AUGGCAGCGCCGGCCAAUGACCCGCCAGCUCUCAAGGGCGCAGACCCUAUCAUCCAUAGUGAAGAUUCAAACGGUCAAUGCCAGGAUGCCUAUGGUCCAGGCUCCCCUCGCCCAUCAAUACGUACAGACGCGGACUGGGUCCUGUGGCAGCAAGUACUGGAGUCGGCUAAAGCCGUGUGCCUUGGUUCUACGACCUCACAAUACGGACCGCCUACGCAGCAGGAUCAAGAGGCACCUGCAAGCGGCGUCGUGCACCAGGGCUCGAAUGGCGGAGCAAAAGUAGAGUGCGAGGGUUCCAAGGCUCUGGUCUUCUUCGGCGUUCUGCGCGAACAUAUCCUCCUCUUCGUCGACUUGUGUCAGCUCAGCUUGGGCACGAAUACCGAGGGUCCUGACCUUUUCAACGACACUGCGAUGGACCGUGGUGACGAGCCGCCCACGAAUCAGAAACGCGAGGGAAAUACAUUGAAAAAUCGCCUCGCGCGCUUGCAAGCCCAGAUUCAUCACCACGAUGCUUCUUUUGCGCCAGGUUGCGAACCCUACAACGAGUACUUCACCGACGCGAUCGACUACCUCACGACAACCCUGAUCGAUGUGUUACCAGAGCCCGCUGACGACUACCGCAUGAAGCCAAUUCUGAUUGCUCUGGUGGCCAGGCUGGCAGCCAGACUCAAGCAGAUGAACCGACACCUGCAUCUCCCUGCCCCUGAGCUGCAGAAGGAAUCCUUGAUUGCUCAGUUCUGCAGCGAUCUCAUACCCUUGGCUUGUUGGGAUUGGUUAGGGUACGAAAUCGACAGUCUUCAACGCCAUGUGGUUCAUCUCUUCAGGGAGGCUGCUCUGAAUCUUCCCAACUCGCUACAGAUCAGCUCCCCUACUGAUUUGAGAAAAACACUGGAAAUGUACGACUGUUCCAUUACGAAAGAAGUCAUGGUCCUUUUCAAAGGCUACGAUGGCGAAAUCGGAACAGGGAGCCAUGCCGGCUUGGACAGAUUAACGCGACACAUUGCUGCUAUGGUCUACCGAAAGUGCAGUGAGGCGGCAGAGCAGCCACGCCCUCUCGCGAGGGUGGGAUCUCGUUCCCCCGUCACUAUAGAAUGCAGCAUGAACAUUGAGCCUUGUUCACGUAUUCAAGGGUCCAGUCGGAGGGAGCUGUUUUCCUUGGAGAGUAUAGUUGCUGUCUUGAUCCCGUAUUCGAUGGUUUCCGGCGCAUUCACUGUCAGACUGGACCAGCUUGUCACCAUGUGCAGCAUUUCCUCAAAAGGGCUUGAUAAUAACUUUGUGACGUAUUAUACUCAUCGCCUGCGCCUCCCAAGCCUCUAUAAAAUAUGCGUCAACAUAUCGAAGCCUCGGAUGAGACAAGACUGCAACUAUAUCUCCCGGGUCAACCAUAUUUCCAUGAUCGACCGAAAUGUGCUAUUGAAACACGUCGACGUCAACCAGCUAAUGCAAUCGGAGUGGAACCGCAGGGCGCGAAUCCGCGAGCGUCUGGCGGUAUCGCAGACAUUGGAGGACGAUUCCUCGGCCGUAGACGACAUGUCAAACUGGAGCAACGAGAAGCGCAGAAAGAUUUUUGAAAUGGCCCAAGAUGAGUAUAACACCUGGGUUGUUGACGAAAACUCCAUCGUUGUACCGUACAAGCAAUACGCCUGGAGUUUCUUGGGUAUUGCGGCUACCCUCGUGAUCGGCGGGUUGGCCUUCGGAUUCAGUAUCGGCGAAAGGAUAGAAGGUGUAGAUCCUUUCAACAUCAGCGUCUUCUGCUGGGGUCUAGCGGCGUUCAUGCUUGUAUUAGUCAAGGCCGUCCGGGUCGAAUACUGGUCUUGGCAUCGUUUUCUCCGUGGGGAGGUAGCAUGCCGGUCGAUUACAGAAGUCGUGUCCGUCACAGGCAUGAAUCCGCAGGUUCUACUGGUGAUCCUGCUUCGACUUGAUGAUCGUAUGUUUCUCCAGACACGGGGUCCAUUCAACACUAUGUUCCGGCGCCACACGGAUGACCCCCAAAGUGGGUUUUCGAUCAACGUCCCGAUCAAAGCGACAACUGCAUUCGAGGGGACUCAUACCGGUGAUGGUGCAAGGCGAGCAGGGCCUGGGAUUGGUACUCCUGCGAGCCAACACUUGGGCAACAUUCAACUCCGUCAAGAACCAGCAAACUUUGAAAACGGGCUACACUGCCGCGAUGUCCUGCAUCCAGGGUCAUGGGCCCCGGAUAAAUCGGUGCCUUGUUACCGACUUUCGAGGGGUGACAUGAAGGUAGUGCGAGUGCUCGACGUGUACGGGGCAGACAGCUACCUGUACUAG
Molecule: messenger RNA, 2289 nt
Organism: Verticillium alfalfae VaMs.102
Lineage: Eukaryota; Fungi; Ascomycota; Sordariomycetes; Glomerellales; Plectosphaerellaceae
Exons: 2
Coding region: 1-2289 (762 amino acids)
Source: RefSeq, a predicted model, not a curated record